GAGGUGUUGUGACACUGCACAGGGAUAAAGAUAUAUAAACCAAAGAAAUUUCGGAGCUGUGAGGAGUAGUAAACUGGAAGUCUGGGAUCACCAAAUGGACUGUGUCCUCCUGAGCUCUCACUUGACAUCUCAUAAUUUUGUUAACACAAGGUUUCAGCAAGGCUUUAGUGGUCUCAACAGUAUAGGAUUUGCAGUCAUAAGAAAGGAAUGCUUAAAAUUAAGGUGCUAUGCUCUUGGUGAUGAACUUGGUGGUUCAGGGCAAGUAAAUCAACCAUUUAACAAAAGCAAUAAUGGACCUAUUUUCCAAGGACUCAAUGCAUCAGGUGCUUCUUUUCGAACUGUUGGUGCGGAAAUCACGCAGGAAACAGGAGAUUUCUUCGUGAGUGAUGCAGAGGGUGACCCGGACAAACCUACCGAUGGUUUCUCUUCAAUAGACCAGGUGAUAAAUGCUUUGCGUGAAGGAAAGUUUGUCAUUGCUGUAGAUGAUGAAAACGGUGAUAACGAAGGGGAUCUUGUCAUGGCAGCCACUCUAGUGAACCCGGAGUCAAUUGCAUUCAUGAUCAGGAAUGGUUCUGGAAUUAUCUCAGUAGGCAUAAAAGAAGAGGAUUUAACAAGAUUGAUGAUUCCUAUGAUGUCCCCAAUCACAGAGAUCGAAGACAUUUCAACUGCUGCUGCCACAGUAACAGUGGAUGCCAGAGUGGGUAUAGCUACUGGUGUCUCCGCUGCAGAUAGAGCAAAAACCAUCCUUACUCUAGCCUCCCCUGAUUCAAAGCCCAGUGAUCUCAGACGACCGGGCCAUAUAUUCCCCCUCAAAUACCGAAAUGGAGGCGUGCUGAAAAGAGCUGGGCAUACAGAAGCAUCAGUUGAUCUUGUCGCAUUGGCGGGUUUGCGUCCUGUAUCUGUCCUGUCCACGGUCAUGGACCCAAAGGAUGGUUCAAUGGCAGGCAUAACGGUCCUGCAACAGAUGGCUAUGGAACACGAUAUACCGAUUGUUUCAAUCACUGAUCUCAUCCGGUAUAGAAGAAAGCGGGAGAAGCUGGUGGAGCUGAUUGCGGUGUCUCGCUUGCCAACGAAAUGGGGCCUCUUCCGGGCUUACUGCUACCAAUCCAAGCUCGAUGGAACUGAGCACAUUGCUGUUGUGAAGGGUGAUAUCGGCAACGGUGAAGACGUCCUCGUGAGGGUGCACUCGGAAUGCCUGACGGGCGACAUCCUCGGCUCUGCCCGCUGCGACUGCGGCAACCAGCUGGACCUGGCGCUGGAGCUCAUCGAGAAGGCUGGCCGUGGCGUGCUCGUGUACCUCCGCGGCCACGAGGGCCGCGGCAUUGGCCUGGGCCAGAAGCUCCGCGCCUACAACCUGCAGGACGAGGGGCACGACACCGUCGAGGCGAACGUCGAGCUCGGCCUCGCCGUCGACGCGCGCGAGUACGGCAUCGGCGCCCAGAUACUCCGUGACAUCGGCGUGCGCACGAUGCGGCUGAUGACCAACAACCCGGCCAAGUUCAUCGGGCUCAAGGGCUACGGCCUCGCCGUGGUGGGGAGGGUGCCGGUGAUGUCCCCGAUCACCAAGGAGAACCAGAAGUACCUCGAGACGAAGCGGACCAAGAUGGGGCACGUCUACGGCUCCGACCUCCCUGGCAGCCUGCCGGAGUUCGCCAAUCCGCAAGACACCGCCGCUGACAAAGAAGACGAUAUCCAAAACUGAUACCGAUACGAUUACAAAUAACAAAUUCUCGUUUCUUUUUGGUUGUUCGUUCCAAACCAUGAUCGGGAUUGAGAACGAUAUUUUUAUUUUUGAAAGAGAAGAAUUGUGCUUACAUUGCAAUUUGCGAGCAAUAAAUUGAGAACGAGAAUUGCAGAGUAUUAUCAAUAUUA
Panicum virgatum (switchgrass) is the source of this 1872-nucleotide messenger RNA. RefSeq names its product probable monofunctional riboflavin biosynthesis protein RIBA 3, chloroplastic. The record is from RefSeq and is a predicted model, not a curated record. Gene Ontology annotation, cellular component: cytosol. The coding region runs from base 95 to 1702 and encodes 535 amino acids. Gene Ontology annotation, molecular function: 3,4-dihydroxy-2-butanone-4-phosphate synthase activity; GTP cyclohydrolase II activity. Gene Ontology annotation, biological process: riboflavin biosynthetic process. The transcript is spliced from 7 exons. Lineage: Eukaryota; Viridiplantae; Streptophyta; Magnoliopsida; Poales; Poaceae.